Messenger RNA from Parnassius mnemosyne (clouded apollo), 825 nucleotides. The record is from the annotation of a GenBank genome assembly. NCBI's taxonomy places the organism in Eukaryota, Metazoa, Arthropoda, Insecta, Lepidoptera, Papilionidae.
AUGGCUAAUAGUAAUGGAAACUUUAUCAAAAGAAAACGGUCUGCCAAUUGGGAUGCAUUAGAAAAGAGUUUAUUAAAAAGUUGUAUGAAGGAAUUUGUAUCCAUCAUAGAAAAUAAAAACACCGAUACAAAUACAAACAAAAGUAAGACCAUUGCUUGGCAAAAAGUGAUGAAAAGUUUUAGUGAAUUGAAUAGCCGGGUAAGAGAAUUAGCUGAAGUGAAGCAACAGUGGCGCACUAUGAAACUUGAUGCAAAGAAAAACAUGUCGCAAGUAAAGACAUCUAUCAAAUGUACUGGUGGAGGACCAAAACCUCUUAGCCCUGACCCGGAAACCAUUGACAUUUUGAGCAUGAUUCCACAGGAAUUUGAGACUGAUUUCAAUGUCUUCGACAGUGACAGCAUAACAAAUCCAGUUGUUCAAAGUCAGGAGCAGUCCUUGGUGAAUACACCAACACAAGAUUAUUUUAUCACUCCAGGAGAUAAUAAUGAGAAUGUGCAAGAGAAUAUUACACCACUACCUUUAAAGAUGCCAACUGAAAUAGUUAGAAGAAAACGGAAACUAACAUUCAAUGAUGUGAAUGAUAAUAAAUAUACAGCCAAACGUGAGGAAAGAGACUUAACCAGAGAGCGCAAUCAUAUUCUUGUCAGUUGCAUAAAGGAGGAACAUGGUUUAAAAAUGAAAAAUAUGUUAGAAGCUCAUAAUUUUAUUAAAGAGGAACACAAUUUAAAAAUACAACAAAUGUUAUUGGAAAAAGAAGAAACACAGCUUCGAGUUGAAAAACUAAAAUUAGAAAUAUUACUUUUAAAAACAAAUUUACCACAAUAA